AAAACAUGAAUCUCGGCGGUUAGGACCCUUCCAUGUACGGACGAUAUCACGAGUCUUCACUGUUCAUGACAGAUCCCAGAAGCGAAUUUCUAAACUAUCUAGUCUCGAUUACUUCCUCACUUCAGUGCGUCAUUACAAUCAAAACCACAUAUAAAAUGAAUUUCGAAUGCUUUCAUCUGACAUUCUUGAUCAUCCUUUUCAAGCUCCAUCUCUCUUUUGACUUCCUUCUUAUACUCCUUUGUAAAAUUGAAUAUGGUCGGAGAUGAACAGCAGAGUUGGUUCCUUUGAUUCAACCGAGAUAAGCUAUGGAAGCAGCUCGUGCUGCGUAGCCAUGGCUGCCGAUAACGCCGAAACCCCAUCUCCUCUAAAACCUGAAAUGUCCGCACUCCAAUUGCUAUCCAGGAACUUCGACUCACUCUUCGACUCGGCUGACUCAGAGUUCUUCGCCGACGCCAGAAUUGCUGUCUCGGGAAGGGAGGUCCCCGUGCACCGGUGCAUUCUCUCCGUGAGGAGUCCGUUUUUUAAGAGCUUGUUUUCGAGAAAGAGAGGCGUAGUCAAGUUUGAGCUAAAAGAGUUGGCCAAGGAUUACGUUCUUGGCUUCGACGCUCUUGUGGCGGUCUUGGCUUAUUUGUAUAGCGGGAAGGCGAGGCCGUCACCUAGAGGCGUUUGUCAGUGCGUCGAUGAUGGUUGCUCGCACGUAGCCUGUAGACCGGCAGUGGAUUUUCUGGUGGAGGUGCUUUAUGCGUCUUUUACAUUCCAGAUUUCUGAACUCGUGGCUCUGUAUCAGAGGCACUUGUUAGAUAUUCUUGACGAGGUUGCAAAAGAUGACAUGUUGGUCAUUCUAUUUGUUGCAAACAUGUGUGGUAAAGCUUGCCAGAGUUUGCUGGGAAGGUGCAUUGAGAGUAUAGUCAAGUCUGACAUCGAUAUUUUAACUCUUGAUAAAGCCUUGCCCCAACAGAUUGUAAAACAGAUAACGGAUUAUCGCCAGGAGCUAGGCUUGGACAUGCCUGAUCAUAUAAGCUUUCCAGACAAACAUAUAAAGAGAAUUCAUAGGGCUCUAGAUUCGGAUGAUGUUGAAUUGGUUAGAAUGCUGCUGAAGGAGGCACACACUAAUCUAGACGAAGCGUAUGCACUUCACUAUGCUGUGGCAUUUUGUGAUGCAAAGACCACAUCAGAGCUUCUUGAUCUUGGACUAGCUGAUGUUAAUUGUCGAAAUUCUAGAGGCUACACGGUGCUUCAUCUUGCUGCAAUGCGUAAGGAGCCUAAGAUUAUUGUGUCUCUUUUGACUAAAGGAGCUCGUCCAUCUGAUCUUACUUCAGAUGGUAGAAAAGCUGUUCAGAUUGCAAAGUGUCUUACUAAGGCAGAAGAUUACUAUAAGACUACUGAUGAGGGAAAAGCAUCUCCCAGGGAUCGAUUAUGCAUAGAGAUAUUGGAGCAAGCAGAAAGAAGAGAUCCAUUACUUGGAGAAGCUUCUGUUUCUCUUGCUAUGGCUGGUGAUGAUCUGCGAAUGAAGUUAUUAUACCUUGAAAAUAGAGUUGGCCUGGCAAAACUUCUUUUUCCGAUGGAAGCAAGAGUUGUAAUGGAUAUAGCUCAAGUGGAUGGCACCUCGGAAUUUGUAUUAGAUGGCAUCGAUUCUAAAAAUUUGGUCGGUACCAAAAGAACUGCUGUGGACUUGAAUGAGGCACCUUUCAAGAUUAGAGAGGAGCAUCUGCACAGGAUGAGGGCACUCUCCAGGACUGUUGAGCUUGGCAAACAGUUUUUCCCUCGUUGCUCAGAAGUCCUGAAUAGGAUCAUGGAUGCUGAUGACUUAUCACAGCUAGCAUACCUAGGGGAUGAUACUCCGAAGGAGAGACUCGUAAAAAGGCAGAGAUACAUGGAACUCCAACAAGUUCUGAGCAAGGCAUUCAGCGAAGAUAAAGAAGACUUUGAUAAAUCUGCAAUAUCAUCCUCGUCAUCAUCAAAGUCGAUGGGGGUGAUGAGAUCCAAUGGUAAGGUCAUUGACAAGGCUUGUGAGGCCUGAUGCAUUCUCUUCCUCUCAUAUAUAGUUGAAACUCUUGUUGUCUCCUUUGAUUCAUGUAUUGUUAUUGUUUUGUAUAUCCUUGAUUUUAAGGAACAAAUGGGGAUAGUUCUGUUAUCUUGUGUUGUACAUGAGAGAGAACCAUAGUGACAGGAGCCUUUUUGGGUCAAACAUGGAGAGGAUAGGAUACUGGGCUAUUCAUGAGGCCUUGGUUUCUUCUUCUUCUUCAUGUUCUAAUCUUGGUAUUUUAUAAGUAUGCAAUUGGUCAUAAUCAAUUGCCAUAA
Molecule: messenger RNA, 2301 nt
Organism: Tripterygium wilfordii
Lineage: Eukaryota; Viridiplantae; Streptophyta; Magnoliopsida; Celastrales; Celastraceae
Product: BTB/POZ domain and ankyrin repeat-containing protein NPR1-like
Exons: 4
Coding region: 263-2020 (585 amino acids)
Biological process (GO): regulation of jasmonic acid mediated signaling pathway; defense response to fungus; defense response to bacterium
Cellular component (GO): cytoplasm; nucleus
Molecular function (GO): protein binding
Source: RefSeq, a predicted model, not a curated record